Cuscuta epithymum is the source of this 2839-nucleotide messenger RNA. Lineage: Eukaryota; Viridiplantae; Streptophyta; Magnoliopsida; Solanales; Convolvulaceae. The record is from the annotation of a GenBank genome assembly.
UCACCAAACAAUAUAUUUAUAUUUUAUAUGUAAAAUGAUUACAUCCCUACAUUUUACAUGCAAUAAGUUUGCAUAUAAAUUUUUAAUGCGCAAACAACCAAACACCCCUAUGACUCAUUUAUAAUUAUAUAAUAACGAAGUCAAAUAUGGAAAGUAAAAACACCACGUGGAGCAACCUUGGACUAAACUCUAUGGCUAUAAAUUAAAAAUUAAAUUUUGAUUUUGAAUUUUUGCAGAAACCUUUAUACGAAUACAAAUUAUUCCCUCCCUCAAUUUUCAGUUUCCCCCCAAAACUAACCUCAUCCCCCCAAAAGCUAAAGCUUCCUCUUUUCCGAUCUGAACAAAAAACCUUAAGCUGCUCAUAUCCUUGAGGAUUUCUCCCAAUUCAGUCUAACCCUAACAAUCUUCCUUACAUCCUGAGCCGCCGAUUAGUUGCUCGUAUAGUCGCAGCUCGCUUCUCCAGUCCGACCAUCAUCCUCCUCCUCGCCGUCGCCCCGCAGUCGAUCUAGCCUCCAGCCUCGCGAGUUCCUAUCAUGACUCGCUCCAGGCUCUAGUCUCGCGAGCUCCAAUCGUUCCAGCCAGCAGUCGGCAAUUGCCUCCAGCCAGCAGUUCGCAUGUAUUCCCUGCUUCGGAGUUGGGAAAAGUCAAUGGAGCUUUCGCAAAUUGGUCAAGGACUUAGAGAUGGAGAUUAAGUCAUUCUGCUAGACAUAAUUGUCCUAGAUAAUUUUUGAUUUUUGUUAGUUUUCAGGCAUAAGAAAAUCUUAUGCUGAGAUGCCUGACGAUUACACAUAGAUAGAAGAUCUGCACGAAGAGCAAACAAAUUAUGGUGAGAGAGCACAGCAUUGAAUCAUUUUACACCAGGUUGCGGAAUUCUGCUUUGGCCUCUGCUUCUUCAACCCCUCUAUUAGUGUUCCCCUCCACCUCGGAUGUUGAUUCACUUUGUGCUCUAAAAAUCAUAGGCCAUGUGCUUGAAUUAGAUUCAGUCAGAUAUGCUUGUUAUCCUGUGUCAAGUUUUAAAGAGAUCCAUAAGUACACUGGGAGUGAUCUGGGAGGUUCAACUUCAGCUGAACCAAUCACUAUUUUGUUGAUAAACUGGGGAUGCCAAAGGGAUCUCCGGAAGAUUUUGGACAUAGGUCCUUUGACUCGAGUCUUUGUUGUUGAUAGUCACAGGCCUAUCCAUUUGCACAAUUUAUGCAAUGAGAAUGACAGGGUAAUCAUUCUCUACACCAAGGAUGAUGAACAACAGACAGAUUUAUCGUACGAUUUUGAUGUUUCAGCUUUGGCAAAUGCAAGUGAUUUGAACAGUGAUGAUGAAUUUGAAGAUGACUCUGAAAGUGAGAGUGACGAAGAUGAUGAUGACGAAGAUGAUAAUGAUGAUGUCGAAGGAACUCAGAAGAAGAAGAGGAGGGUUUCUGGAGAAAACGAAGGGGGUGAUGAUCCUGUCAAGCUUUUCAGGAAACUGAAAAAGGAAUACUAUUAUAUGGGCACAUUCCAUGGUAAACCAUCCGGAUGCUUAAUGUACGAACUCUCUCAUUUCUUAAGAAGAAACACAAAUGAGUUGCUUUGGUUAGCAUGUGUUGCUUUGACUGAUCAGUUUGUUCAUGAGAGGCUUACUGAUGAGAGAUACCAAGCUGGCGUUAUGGAACUUGAGCAACAUGUCAACAGCUCCGGCAACUUAGACUCAUCUGUUACCUCUGUCACCUUAAAGGACGGAACUAAGGUCUCGGCCCCAGAUUCAUCUAGAAUCUCAUAUGACGAUGAGCCAAGGCUAAUGUUGUUACAGGAGUGGAAUCUUUUUGACUCAAUGCUCUGUUCGUCCUACAUUGCUACCAAACUGAAGACUUGGAGUGACAAUGGUAUUAAAAAGAUGCAACUCCUUUUGGGGCGGAUGGGGUUCGCCCGUGACGAAUGUAAACAGAAGUUUGAGUAUAUGAGUGUGGAGAUCAAGAGGAGGAUGAAGGACAUGUUUGUCCAGUAUUUACCUGAAUUUGGACUAACUGACUUCUACUACCGCGGGUUUUUGUUACUGCAUGGGUACAGUUCAAAACUCUCUGCUGCUGAUGUCGUCUACGGAGUCACUGCCCUUUUAGAAGGUUCCAGUGCUUCUAGACAGUUUGGGGAGGCUUACGAUGCGCUGUCGUUUAAUAAUAUCGAUAAGCUGGAAAACGGGAUGAGGAAAGCGAUUAGGGUUCAAAGGGCGAUUCUUAGACAAGGAAGUGCAGCAAUAACCAAGAAAGGGUCAAUACGGAGUGGGAGUAAGUUCAGGUGGGUCAAACUUGAGGAUUCGGCAGACACAUCACUCUUAUGUCACCCUCAGGCGUUGACCAAGUUUGGGUAUUUCCUAAUGGACGCGUUACGUGAGAAGGGAGCUAGGAUGAAGCCAUUGAUAUGUGUUUGUUACAAUCAAGAAAGGGAGAAGGUUUUGAUUGUAGCUGUAUGUGGUAAGCCACGGCUUGGGGCAGUUCAAGGAAAUGGGUUCGGGAUUGCUUUUAGGGGUGCGGCAGAGGAGACAGGGGCCGAGUUCUUCCACGAACUGUUUGAGUCGUCGUGGAUAGUGUUGGAUGCAAUUGCAGUGAAUUCAUUUAUGAUCAGGCUUACAGAGAAGCUGUGGUGAUGGUUAUUAGAAAAACAGCCUUUGGAAUUUUAGGUUUCUUAUUGUGGUUGCAGCAGCUUGAAAGGUGGUUAAGCUGGAUGCGCCUGUCUGUAUGUUUUACUCUUAUCAUUAUCUUUAUUCUUAUUAUCUUGUAGUAGUGUACCGUUAGCCAAGAGUUUCUCGAUUUCAGUUCUAUAAGAUGUCGUGAUGAACUUUAACAUUAAUCAAUACACUUCGGAAUUCAGU